GUUUCACCUACAAUGACAUCGGAGGAACUGACAAAUCAGGUGCUAGAUCUGAAGAACAUAUCAACUGGAGAAAAGGAGGUCUGGGUUACCUUUGAAGCCAUUGAAAAUGGUGAACUGGAACGCCCACUCCACCCAAAGGAAAAGGUCCUGGAGCAAGCUCUCCAAUGGUGUAAGUUAUCAGAGCCCAGCUCAGCCUAUCUGGUUGUCAAAAAGCUCCCUGCAGGAGAAGGAGGAAAUCUUUAUUCAGCAAUUAAAAGUGAAACUCCAAAGUCCGGGAUGUUGAAGUGUCGAGAGGAGCCACCAAAACUUCUGUCUGGAAACAAAUUCCAGGAGCGGUAUUUUGUUUUGCGAGACCGUAAGCUGCUUCUUUUUAAGGAUAAAAAGAGCUCCAAGCCUGAACGGGAGUGGUCUGUUCUCUCACUGAAAGUUUACCUGGGCAUUAAGAAGAAGCUGAAAGCACCAACAAUGCAGUGGGGCUUUACUAUAUUCUCAGAUAAGCAGCAGUGGUUCUUGUGCUGUUCAGGGCAAUCGGAGAUGUGGGAUUGGACAGCCAGUAUCCUAAGAUCUCAGCACGAUGAUCUACGGCCUACAAUUCUGAGGCGUCAUUCAUCAUCUGAUGUACCCAAGCAGAAAUUUGGAACUAUGCCACUCAUUCCAAUUCAUGGGGAUGACAGCAAUGCCAUGAUGUUAUCAGCAAAUCAAACACUGCGACGCCUACAUGCUCGGAGAACGCUCUCAAUGUUUUUUCCAAUGAAGACGCAACAUGAUGUGUUUGAACAGCAUGAGAAAGACAAGAACACUAACAAUGAACCCGUCUAUGAGGAAGUACAGGAUGUCAAUGUAAUGUUAUCAAUUAACCAGGAUAUCGCUCCAGUGGACACCACAUCAGUGUUGGUGGCACAGCUGAAGCCAAACUCAGUUACAAACUUACCAGCACAGGACAAAUUCUUGCAGGAACUGAGUUCUGCCAUUCACAGAAAGAAUGAGCUUCAACAUGACAUUACCAAGUUAUGAUGAAUGGUGGAUAUUCCAGAA
Molecule: messenger RNA, 1035 nt
Organism: Rhincodon typus (whale shark)
Lineage: Eukaryota; Metazoa; Chordata; Chondrichthyes; Orectolobiformes; Rhincodontidae
Product: arf-GAP with Rho-GAP domain, ANK repeat and PH domain-containing protein 3-like
Exons: 9
Coding region: 13-1014 (333 amino acids)
Biological process (GO): signal transduction
Source: RefSeq, a predicted model, not a curated record